GUUCUUGACACUAGCUGGUUUAAUGGAUGAACUGGAGUCACAUCCAGUAGCUAUUGUUUGUUUUGUUGUACUUCAAGGUAACAUUGCAGUCAAAGCUGCUCGAUCUUCCACCUCAAUGGAAACAGAAUACUGUAAAGGCUGAUUAUUGGACUGUUACUGCAAAUGUUCAUGCCAGUACCUGAAAGUUGCCUUGAUGUUGCCUUGACCUGCCAGCAUGUGAGCAACAGCCGAUAUGCAUUAAAUAUUAUAAUUAUGACCUUGCGCACCUUCAGAUCUUGUUAUGAUAAUAAGAUAUGUUUUAUUACCCACUACACUUAUUCUUUGAGUUUUUUUAAAAAAUGCAGAGAUGAUUGUUGUUUGAGACAUCAGUCCAUUGCUGAUAGUUGGUUUGCAUUAAGGCAUAUAUGAAAUCCUACUGUCAGACCCUUUAAUCAGAAAUGACUUUAAUGUAGCUUUAAUAAACUGAAUGCUUCUGUAACAGCUGCAAUAAUUGGAAGAUUGACUUAAUCAGGUUGUAAUGUGAUUAUUGCAUGGAUGUGAGCACACAAAUGACGUGUUAAAGCUUUGGUUCAUGCAUACAUAUUAUUGUCCAUGGAGGGCAUUUCACAGGCACGUGAAAUUAAAUCAUGUGGAUUGUAACUGGUUUUUCCAAAAUGAGGUGACACUGGUUUACGAGCCGUUUGGCCGCGGCUUUUAUAAGCUUAAUCCACCCUGCUUUUAUAGCCGACAAUAUUUAUUAGCACCACACAAGCCUUCACUUUUAUGGCCUCCUGUGACCUUUGAUUCCCUCAUCGUGCAAGCUCUCAUCUCCCACUUCUCCAUGAAGAAAGCCUUCAGAGCGCACCACAGUGUGUUGAAAAAAACAAAGUUGAGUUUCCACUGUGCACACUGAUUUCUUUUUUCCGAUCUUCCAGUCAUGACAAGGUUUCAUGUGCUGUUAUCAAAUGAAAAUGCAAUGACGAUCCUGUUUGAUUCUAACAUUUACAUUACACCAUGGGAAUCAACUUUGCUCAGACAUUAACAUGGAGGCAGGCGGCCUAAACUUCAUAUUUACAACCAGGGAAAAUUAUGAUCUUUAGUGAGGUGUCAGCUCAGAUGGAGUAUGGGAGCUUUUCCUGCCCUGCCCUCCCUCUAAGUCGUGCUCUGUCUUAACAGUUGUUCAUUAACGCAUGGAAGACAGGUGCAGCCGCCUGUACCAAGGUGGACGAUUAUUGAUCUGAGGCUUUCCUGGAAGAAACAAGCGGUGUGACGACUGCUGUUUUUCUUUUCAAUUCAAGCCUUCUUUUGUAUUUACCAAAACUGUUUGGGGGUCCAGAUCUUAAUCAAAGGAUUGUCUUCUUCUCUGACUGCUGAACAGCGAAAAAAGUGACGCUGUGGUUUCUGCUUCGUUACUGAAGAGCCCUGCUUGUUCCUCUUGUUGGACUUCAGUGGAGAGGAUCUGUUUUGGUGGAAUAUGUGAAAUCGUGCUUUCAGAUUUCUGUUUACUUAUGGACAUGUAGAAACUGUGGAGAAGUAUUCUGAGAGAAAAAGAAAAGCCUCAAGAAUCGAGAUGUACAGCUUUCAAGCUUUACUUUACCUGGGAGUGCUGGCAGCGGUGGUGGUCGGCAACCAGAUGCUGGAUGACUGUUUGUCAUCGAACCGUACCUACACCAUGAACGUUGUACUGCUGGAAGACACCACUUACGGUUGGAGUCUCAGUCUUGUGCGGGCGGCUGUGGAACGUGCAAUUGAACAGGAUAAACUGGAGAACGAUAAAGAAGGUUUAGACUUCACUCUCACGGCUAACUACAAUGGGUUCAACACCACUUUCUACAACCGUCAGGGCUGUGCGAGCAGCAGCUGUGAAGGUGUGGAUAUCCUUAAGAAGCUACAUAAUAGAGGUGAAGUUGGAUGUGUCAUGCUUGGGCCUUCCUGCACUUUCGCCACCUAUAAUUUAAUAGAUGAUGAAAUCGGCUUGAUCCUGAGCAUUCCUGUCAUCUCUGCUGGGAGCUUUGGCCUCUCCUGUGACUACAAGCCCAAACUAACCCGAAUUCUGCCUCCGGCGCGGAAGAUCUCCGAUUUUUUCGUCUACUUUAUGCAAUACCAAGAGACAUUUAAGAUUCCCUGGAAUAGAACAUAUGUCUACAAGAAGGCUGUCACUGAGGACUGCUUCUGGUACAUCAAUGCACUGGAUGCAGGCUCUGGAAACUUUGCCUCAGCGAUGGAUAGAGAGAUGCUGCAUACAGAGGAUGAUCUGAUUACGCAGCUUCAGAAUGAGAAAAGGCACAGCAACAUUUUCAUUAUAUGUGGGAACACUGAUGACAUUGUUUCAAUCAAGGCGAAGGCUGGCGAGAUUGACAAAGAGAUCCUGUUUAUUCUCCUUGAUGUUUACAAUCCUGAGUAUUAUAUAAACACAACAUCCCCUACAAGCAUGAAUAACGUCUUAGUGGUCACUCUGCCAAAGAGGAACAACGAGUACGGAUCAAAUUCUCCAUUCAACGAAACGAUAAAUGACUAUGUGGCGGGAUAUUAUGAUGGAACUCUGCUGUUUGGCAAAGUGCUCAGAGAGAGGAUGCUCAGCAAGCAACAAAACACACAAUCCGACGAUGUGCCUCUGAGUUACAACCCAUUUGGAAACACCUCUUUUGAUGGCAUAGGAGGACACUAUGAGCUUGAUGAGUAUGGUGACAGAGAUGUUAACUUCUCUGUCAUUUACACAUCAGUCAACACUAAGCAGUAUGAGACUCUGUUAGUGUUUGAUACAUCAAAAAAUAAAACCAUCGAGUGGACGCUAAACCCUGCGCUGUUUUGGGAAAAUGGCCGACUGCCCAAUGACAUGCCAGAAAAUGUAGACGGUUUAGAUAUGCAGGAUGUGAUUGUGAUUGUUCUGAGUCUCAGCGUUGUGGUGGUGACGGCCAUCGCUCUCAUCUUCUACAGGCAGAACAGGAAAGAACGUCAUAUACAGAAGAAGUGGUCUCACAUUGACCCACACCUGAUCAGUCCUCUGGAUGAGAGGGCGGUCUCUCUGAAGAUUGAUGACGAUAAGAGGAAGGACAGUACGUACUUCAGUCGUCGAGGCCGCUACGACAAGAAGCCUGUAAUCUUGAAAGAGCUGAAACAGACAGAUGGAGACUUCAAUGAGAACCAAAGAAUUGAACUAAACACUCUGCUGCGUAUCGAUUACUACAACCUGACCAAGUUUUAUGGCACGGUGAAGUUUGAGUAUGGUGUUUUUGGGGUGUUUGAGCUGUGUCAGAGGGGCUCCCUCAGGUACAUUCUGAAUGACAGGAUCUCCUACCCAGACGAAACCUUCAUGGACAUGGAGUUUAAGAUAUCAGUCAUGUAUGACAUAGCAAAGGGCAUGUCAUACCUUCACUCCAGUAACAUCGAUGUCCACGGUCGCCUCAAGUCCACCAACUGUGUGGUCGACAACCGCAUGGUGGUCAAAAUCACUGACUUUGGUUGUCACACUAUCCUGAGACCAGGCAGAGAUGUGUGGACUGCCCCUGAGCAUCUGCGUAAAGACGGGGUAUCUCAAAAAGGAGACGUCUACAGCUACGCCAUCAUUGCCAAUGAGAUUGUUAUGAGGCGAGCCCCGUUCUACACACAGUCGUGCUCUAAUACUGCAGAAAAGAUCUACAGAGUGCAGUAUCCAAGUGCGACGGUCUUCAGACCUGACCUUAACUUUGAGGGUGCAUCAGAAAGGGAGAUUGAGCUAUACAUGCUGAUAAAGAACUGCUGGGAUGAAGACCCAGAACGGAGGCCGGAUUUUAAGAAAAUAGAGUUAACACUGGCAAAGAUUUUCAGUAACCUGCACAACCAAGCCACGGAGACGUACAUGGACAACCUCAUCCGCCGUCUGCAGAUGUACUCCAAGACUCUGGAGAAUCUGGUAGAGGAGAGAACGUCCUUGUACAAAGCUGAGCGGGACAGAGCAGAUCGCCUCAACUUUAUGCUACUUCCUGGCCCAGUGGUGCGUUCCCUGAAGGAGACGGGCAGAGUUGAACCAGAACUGUUUGAGGAGGUGACCAUCUAUUUCAGCGACAUUGUGGGCUUCACCACCCUCUGCCACUACAGCACCCCCAUGGAGGUGGUCGACAUGCUCAACGACAUCUACAAGAACUUUGACAGCAUUCUCGAUAACCAUGACGUCUACAAGGUUGAGACAAUAGGAGAUGCGUACAUGGUUGCAUCAGGUUUGCCCAAACGCAACGGCAACAGGCAUGCAGUGGACAUUGCCCACAUGGCCCUGGACAUCCUCGCUUUUGUGGGGACUUUUGAGUUGCAGCACCUCCCUGGGAUCCCUCUGUGGAUUCGUAUUGGUAUACAUUCAGGACCUUGUGCAGCAGGAGUGGUUGGAAAGAAGAUGCCUCGCUACUGUCUUUUUGGAGAUACAGUCAACACUGCCUCACGCAUGGAGUCUACAGGCCAGCCUCUGAGAAUUCACGUUAGCCAGUCCACCAUCAACAUCCUGCAGAGGACUGACUGCAUGUUUAAGUACGAACAGAGAGGAGAGACGUACCUGAAGGGUAAAGGCAAAGAGAUGACAUACUGGUUAACGGGGGUGACUGGGAGAAAAUACAACUUGUCAACGCCACCAACAGCGGAGAACAUCCAGCGGCUCCAGCAGGACCUGGCAGAGAUGAUCGUUUCUCGUCUGGAGAAGCGCGGAGAAGGCUUUGAAAAGAGGAAGACCCUGUCCACCAGAGUCCGUUGGCAAGACACCAGCAACAGCCUCCGGAAGGACGGCCUGCCCGAGUACUUCCACCUGGCUGUCAGCGAUGACCCCAGCACCUACCUGUGAUCCCAGGCAUGGCGUAGUAGACUUUGUUGGAGUUUCUAGAAGCCUUUAUCUGUGUGUCAACAGCGUUCCGUCUUUUUCUGGACAGCUCUGCUGGUGCAGGGGUUGGAGUGACAGUGAAGGAACAGCAGUGAAGAAAGCAGACAUGAUACAGAAACCCUAAUUUAGCCAUCUGUAUUUAGCCUGACAUUCACUAUUCACAUUUUUCCCUCCCCUGUCCCUCACUGGUACCUAAAAUAUACAGUUUCUGGGCAUCAAUUAUUCUCAUUAAAGUAAGAGUCCCCCCUCAGAUGAGAUGUUGGAUGUUUGGUGGGGCUUUUCGUGGAAGAAGUGCGCCAGAAAUACGGCCGUUUUGUUUCACUGUGUGGGACAUGACUCUGCUGUACAGCUUUAGAUUAAAACUGUCAUUCAUUGCAUGGACAUAGGUGUCUUAUAAGUAUUGGAUGGCUUCAGACAAUUCAUUUGCUACUUGUACAUUUUGAUGCACCAAUUUCUGCAGCAAUUUACAGUGGAAAUGUCUUUCAGGAACCAUGGAUCUAAUGAGCCUUUCCACUAAAUAUUCAGUGUUUGUUUGAGCUCAGAAUCCAUAUUUUAAGAGUUAAAAAGUACUGAAAAAACCCGGCUCCUAUCCGAAGUAUUGAUUUCCAUUGGUAUUAGUGAUGCUAUAGCAAUUUUUUCUUCUGCUUUCAUUUUUAUUGUAUGGAAACAGAUGUAUAGGCUGUAUAUUGAAGGGGACCUAUUGCCUGCAUGUCUAUGAAAUCUAUACCAAUAAUUCAGUGGAAUAGGGAAUAGAGGAUGCACAACCAAACAGGUUUUGAAUGCAAAGCUGUUAUUUUUUUAAAUUGUAUAGAAUAGGACAUCAUUUCAUACCGAAGCUCACUUUAUAACAGUUGUAAUGGUUGCAAUUUACUGCCGUGUAUAUUUUGAUAUGACUGUUUAGAGGAUGUCAAAGUCAGCAUUUUAAAAUUCCACUAAUUGUUCAUGAAACUGGUUUCGAUGGGUUGUUCUUGUCACAUAAAAUGGCAUUGGUUUAAAUAGACAUUUUAUCAUAUUAAACAUACAUAACCUUCA
Molecule: messenger RNA, 5851 nt
Organism: Acanthochromis polyacanthus (spiny chromis)
Lineage: Eukaryota; Metazoa; Chordata; Actinopteri; Pomacentridae
Gene: gucy2ca
Product: guanylate cyclase 2Ca
Exons: 27
Coding region: 1550-4783 (1077 amino acids)
Biological process (GO): cGMP biosynthetic process; protein phosphorylation; receptor guanylyl cyclase signaling pathway
Molecular function (GO): guanylate cyclase activity; protein kinase activity; peptide receptor activity
Source: RefSeq, a predicted model, not a curated record